CUGCAUGGGUGGACAUCAAUUUUCAAGUCUUGUCACACAUUCUCACACAUACCCUAACCCUGUAAGAACCCUGUAUAAUGCUUAGGAUAUUGUCUUGUAACCUAGCCAAUUAGUCAUGAAGUCAAGAUAGACUGGCAACAUUUUAUUAAGUGUGAUAAAGAAUAAUUCUUGGUUCUGCUUAUCUGCAGAAUCUAACUUAAAAAAUCCUAUUUUGGUUAUUCUUCCAAUUCACUCUUUGUUAACGUUACAUAUGAACAUUUGUAACCUGUUUUUUUUUAAAUUUCUUUAUUUUUUUUUUAAUCCAAAAUGUAAUCUAUUAUGCUGAGUCAAUGCAAAACCUUGUUGUUUUGAAUCCGGACUGGAUCGGUCCAUAUUUGACCUAGAACUGGGUUAGCAAAAAACACCAAUUUAUUUUGAUUCUUACCCUGCAACUUUUUUUCUUUUUUUUUUUUACCCUAAACGCGUCUCUUUCCUGUAAUUGGGAAUCCUGGCCGGAAUAUUGUGUCAUUGUCGGAUCUUUAUUAAUCACGGGUUGGGGUGGGUGGGCCGAAACGACGACAUCCUGGCUGGGUAGGAAAACAAACCGGAUGACUGUUACACCGCGUCUGCCUUCACACGUUUUGGAUGAUUUAAACCGUUUUACAUCAUCGGCCUCACCCUCCCCCUCCCCCCCCUCCAUCCUGUGCUGCCUCCCGCCGAUGCGCCGCGCAAGCAGCCCGGAGAUGCUGCUGCUGCUGAUGUUAGCGACCGACUGCAGCAUCCGACAUGGGCAUCCUUUAAUCCGGCCGCGGCACAGUAACGUUCUCUCUCACCAUGUGGGUAAGACCUAACAAAGCCUUCCACUAGACUAAGAGAGCCACAGACAGCGGUAGAAAAUCAGGUUCCCCUCACAUGGAUGAAGGAUAACUUAACUGUCUACAGAGAAGUUGCAGAACUUGAGCAGAAACUUCAAAGAACAACUUACUUAAAGUCUUCCUUGUAAGCUUUUUACUCUUUGACUUCACACCCUCAGUAUGAGCGGUCUGGUAGGGAAGCUGGACCCUCGCAGGAUACAGUGGGGCUCAGCAUGGAACACCUUUACAUCCCGUGUGCUGAGGACCAAACCUGUGGAGUCCAUGCUGGAUUCAGCCGUGUCGGGUACCAGCUCACAUGGCACCAAACUGGCCCGGGUGUUGUCAACGGUGGACUUGGUGUCGCUGGGUGUGGGCAGCUGCGUCGGGACGGGGAUGUAUGUGGUCUCGGGGCUCGUUGCCAAGGAGAUGGCCGGUCCUGGGGUCAUUGUGUCGUUCAUCAUCGCCGCUGUGGCCUCCAUACUCUCAGGAGUGUGUUAUGCAGAGUUUGGGGUACGUGUGCCUAAGACUACAGGUUCGGCCUACACCUACAGCUAUGUAACCGUAGGAGAGUGUGUGGCUUUUUUCAUCGGCUGGAACUUAAUCCUGGAGUAUCUCAUCGGCACUGCGGCGGGGGCGUCGGCUCUCAGCAGCAUGGCGGACUCUCUGGCCAAUCACAGCAUCAGCACCUUCAUGAUUUCACAUAUCGGCACACUCAACGGCUUGGGUAAAGGGGAACAGUCAUACCCAGAUCUGCUGGCGCUGCUGAUAGCUUUGCUGGUGACAGCGAUAGUGGCUUUGGGAGUGAAGAACUCUGUUGGCUUCAACAAUGCGCUGAACAUCAUCAACCUCAUCGUGUGGGUGUUCAUAAUGAUUGCUGGGCUGUUCUUUGUCAACGGAGAGAACUGGGAUGAAGGGAGAUUCCUGCCCUUUGGCUGGUCAGGGGUAAUGCAGGGUGCAGCCACCUGCUUUUAUGCCUUCAUCGGGUUUGACAUCAUUGCUACAACAGGAGAAGAGGCCAAAAGCCCCAACACCUCCAUCCCCUACGCCAUCACUGCCUCGCUCAUCACCUGCCUCACUGCCUAUGUCUCCGUCUCUGUGAUACUAACACUGAUGGUCCCAUACAAUGAAAUAGAUGCAGACGCCCCGCUAAUGGAGAUGUUUUCGAUGCAUGGCUGUAUGUUUGCAAAGUACAUAGUUGCUGUGGGGUCCAUAGCUGGGCUGACUGUUUCCCUGCUGGGAUCCUUGUUCCCCAUGCCCAGGGUCAUCUACGCCAUGGCAGGAGAUGGUCUCCUGUUUAAGUUCCUGGCCAGUGUUUCUUCAUACACAGAGACCCCUGCUGUGGCUUGUGUGGUGUCUGGAUUUCUGGCCUCCCUUUUGUCCCUUCUGGUCAGCCUCAGAGACCUCAUAGAGAUGAUGUCCAUAGGCACUUUGCUGGCCUAUACUCUAGUGAGCCUUUGCGUGCUCCUCUUACGUUACCAACCUGAGGGCGACAUCCACGGCUUUGUAAACUUCCUCUCCGAGGAACAGACUAAGAAGAGGAAGGAGGGCGUUCUGGCUGAGUGCGAGAAAGACGCCUGCUCGCCAACCAGCGAGGCCGACGAGUACGGAGGCGCGCCCACAAACACCUGCGGGGCCAAAAACUUACCAUCGCUGGGUGACAACGAGAUGCUGAUUGGAAAACCGGAUAAAAAUGCAUACAGCGCCACCCAUCCCAACUAUGGCACAGUGGAUAUGACAACAGGCAUUGAAGCAGAGGAGUCAGAAGGAGGGAUGUCCCGGCGGCUCAAGAAGCUGAUCGGACCUCACUACUAUACGUUAAGAAUCCGUCUUGGCCUCCCUGGAAAAAUGGACAGGCCAACUCCAGUCACAGGGAAAACCGUCACUGUGUGUGUGCUACUGCUGUUCAUCUUGUUCUUUGCUUUCUGCUCCUUCAUCAUUUUUGGAGCGAACUGUAUUACGGAGGGUCGUUGGUGGGCCUUACUGCUAUUAAUCUCCCUCAUAAUCUUCAUUGCCCUACUGAUCUUCAUCAUUCUCCAGCAGCCAGAAAACCCUAAGAGGCUGCCUUAUAUGGCCCCCUGCGUGCCGUUCGUACCUGCUUCGGCCAUGCUGGUCAAUAUCUACCUCAUGCUUAAGCUAUCUGCCAUUACUUGGAUUCGGUUUUCAAUCUGGUGCCUCGUUGGUGUGCUCAUCUACUUUGGCUACGGCAUGUGGAACAGCACCUUGGAGAUCACCGCCCGGGAGAACGAAGUGCACGCCUCCACCUACCAGCGCUACGAUCAGGGCGUGGACGAGGGCUUCUGCGGCUUUGACGACGACUUCUACCCGCCCACCACUGACACCUGGGGUGCACUCGAGGAGGAAUCAGGGGCGACCCCACCUUCAAAGGCAAAACCAGAAAAUGAUGGGAUUUCAUCAAAAGGUGGAGGCAGAACCAUUGCUAACAAUGGCCUUGCGGAGGAGGACCCAAUGGAUUUCUAAUGGGACUGAAUUCUGUGUUAAAUUGAAUGUACUGCCUUGUCUGCUGCCUGGGGUGGGGGGGGGGGGGUCAUAUGUGAGUGUAUGACUGAUUGUGGGUGUGUGAGUAUGUCUGCAUGCUUGCACGAGUGUAUUUAUUUUAUGUAUCAAUCCCUAGGGCUAGAUUGUGUUUGUGUGUUGGAACAGUUUGUCUUUUAUCAUUCUCAACUACGCUUGGCAUGCUGCCCCCACACAAAUGCAGACAUAAAUGUCUUCACACUUUUAGAGAUUCAGGCUCUUCAGUCAACCUCCCAAACAAAGGAAAGCAUGUGAAAAAAGUGCAAACAAAGUGAAAGAUAAGAUAUAAUGUGUUUUAGUGAUGAAGUGAAGAAAUUACAUGCUGUACUGAGCAUAUUUGUAACUGUUUAGUCAAGAACUUUGGCAUAGGAGAGAAAAGGGUGAUGGGAGUGGAAUGAUGAGUCAGCAACUGUCUUCCUGUUCCAGCACAGGCAGACAGACAGGAAAGUGUAAUGACAGUACGAUAAAUACAAAUGCCUUCCUAUGGCAAAGUCUAACUUUGCCUGUUAACAUUUUUUUGUACAAAAAUCUGGAAAAACUUUAAAAUAUAUUCCUAAACCUAAAUUAAACAUCUAGCCUGAGGGGUUUUACCAGGGAUUUGGGGUAAUGGGUGUUGAUGUUUUCUGUGACAACUAGUACUUGGACUUUGCUUGUAAUAGUGCCUUCAUCUACUGUGUUUGUUUUCUGGUUGUGUCAGUUCUCUACUUUGAUUUUGCCAGUGUACAUGUGUGGUCUUUCGUACUGUGCCUUGCAAAAGUAGUCAUAUAUCUUAAACUUGUUCAUAUGCAGACUUCAACCUAUUUUAUUGGGAUUUAAUGUGAGACCAACACAAAGUAACAGUUGUAUUCAAACCAUUCAAUUGUAGCUCUGGUUGGAGAUUAAAAUUGUUUUCUUUCUGGAAGGUGAACCUCUUCCCUUUGGCCUCAUAUCUGUGGAAGCCUUUAACAGGUUUUCUUCCAGGUUUCCUAUAUUUCACUCCUAAAGAAAACAAUUCCCAUAGCAUAACGCUGCCACCAACAUCAUUCACCAUGGGGUGUGUUUAGAAUAAUGCUCAGGAUAGAAGUUUACCUAUAGACAAAAAUGUUUCAUUUUGGUCUCAUCUGACCAGCACACCCUCUUCCACAUGUUUGGUGUGUUCCUUACAAGACUGAUGGCAAACUCCUAAUGAGACCUCCUACUGGUUACUUUUAAAAAUAGUUCCUUCUUUCCGCUUUUUCAUAAAAGCCACAUUUGUGAAGUUUAAAGUUAAUAGUGGUAAUGUGAUAAUAUCCUCCUACCUGAAAUAUGGAUUUCUGCAGCUGCUUCUAAGACUCUUUGCUGCUUCUGUGAUUAAUACUGACCUGCCAGUUUAGAUGGAUAGCCAUAUCUUCAUAGGUUUGCAGCUGUGUCGUACUAUUUCCAUUUUUGGAUGAUGGAUUAAUCUGUGUAAUCGUAAAAUGCUCAAGAUAUUAUCUACCAAACUGUGCUUUAAUCUUUUUUAUAACUUUAUCUCUGAUCUGCCUGGUGUUUUUGUUGGUCUUCAUGAUGCUUUUUGUUUCUUCAUGUUCUAUAACAAGGCCUUCAGAGAACAGCUGUUUGUAAACUAAGAUUAAAUUACAAAGGCUGGGUCCAUUUACUAAUUAGAUGACUUUAGAAGGUGAUUAACGGCGCUUAUUUUCAUUUAUGGUUAUUGGGGCUAAGAACAAAUGGAUGACAAACGUUUCAGAUUUUUAUUUUUUUUUAAGUUUACAUUCCAUUUCACAAUAAUAAACUGCUUUGUGUUGGUCCAUCACAUAAACUCUCAUUAAAAUACAGAAGGUUCGGUUUUGGUUUUAACAUGACAAAAUGUAAGAAGGUGUGCAUACUUUUACAUGGCACUGUACACUUUGUGCACUCAAACUCAGUCUUUAUAUAUAUAUAUUUUCUGUCUGUGUUUGAACAAAGUGGGCUCUUCAGAUUUUUUUUUUAAAGUAUGUUUGUUAGUUUUUCUAUUAUUCCCUUGCAUGAAAAUGAAAUCAGUCCACUUGCAACCAAAAACAAAUGUGCAAUGAAAAUUGCUCAUCAGUUUACCUUAAUUUAGAUUUAGAUUAGACUUAGUAGAUAAACAGAAAGAGAACAUAGGUUGAAUCGUAGUUGGCAACCUGCUGUGUUUAUAGAAAUGAAAGUCAUGCCGUUUUUUUCAGUCUUUUCUGUGUGUCUUUUGUAUCCCAGCCUCUGAGGUUCUUUCUCUGUGUUCUUACACCUGUAAGAAAUUUAUUUUCUCUAUAAUUUUGAAACAUUUAAAUUGUUACCUUUUGGCUAUCUUAUAUACUAGUGAGGAGAAAAGAAAAGCUGAAAUCGAAUCCUUCCUAUUCAUAAUCUCUUCUCUCCUCUGCUCCACCUUCAUGGUUUUCCUUUAGUUUAUUGCUACAAAUUUCCACCACUAAUUUUCUCCUCCAGCUCAACUCUUCCAUCAUCCAUUUACCAUUUUACUCCUCUCUUGAUGUCAAUCGGGCUGUGUCAUCAGGAAGUAACCUCUCCGACUCGCAAGUAAUAGACCACCAAAGAUUGGCUUGCCUUCUGGAAAUGUAACAGCGAUCUGCUCAUGAUCUGUUGAUCCACAAUUUGAUUUAAUUGUGUCUGCUAUUUGUCAUCUAAUUUGUCACCAGAGUACUUAUUUCACUCCUUUUCAGUUUUUAUUUAUGUUGCAUACGCCAACAGUAUCAGAUGUUGCAACAUCCUAAAGAUAUUUAAUUAUUGCAUUCAAAACAUGGGCUUGUUGUUACAGUUAAAAAAGACAAGACAAGCACUAGUUAGAAAAAGAGCUUUACAUAAAAAGGCAUUGUGAAACAUAUGCAGAGAUAUUUCUAUAUAGUGAGUUGGAUUUUUACAAACACCAAAUAGCACACUGUUAUGCUAUCUCACUGGGGGUGGGGAUGCUCCUUCAACUGCUUCUGGUGCUGCUGUCUGACCUGAUUGUUGCUGUCCCUCUACCUUUUCCUUGCGCCCCUCUGUUGCUGCAUUAGUCCCUAUUAGGGAAGCCUUAUUUGUCUAAUGCACUAAAUCUAAGGAUGCCACGCUAACCAUCCCCCCCCCCCCCCCCCCCUCACCCAGCCUCUCCUUGUAUCACAAUCAUCAAAACUAUGAAAAAUAAAGAUCCUUUCCUUGCAGUUCUGGAAUAUCAUAUGUUAAAGGUACUUGCAAAUAAACAUAGCUUUGUGUUGCAUGAACUUACUGUCAUAGCUAAAUGGGGCUUGUCAAUGCUAAGGAUGAAACAUCAAAAUGAUCUAGUUUAUUGCAAGGUCUGGCUUUUCUUAUUGAUAAACAUUUUUAAAGAAAAUAUAAAACAAAUCAGCAGAAAAUAACUGUAAAAUCUUAUUUUCAAAAAGACUGAAUACAUCAGAAAUGAACAUAAUCUGAGGUCAUGAUGAGUUAUCCAUUAUUUCUGUUACACAAGUACUCUCAAAGAAAUUGUACAGAUUCAAACAUACAUUUUCUUUUAUUGUAUAUUACCCAGCAAGGGGUGGUUGUUAUAACGAUGAGAUUGUGAACAAUUAGAAUUUGUUAUCGUUCUGCUAAAGCAGAUUCUUUUACACUUUUUAACUUUUGUUCUGUCUUUAGCUUCUUCAGCUUACAUAUUAGGUUUAAUGGAAAUAGAGGCAGAAUGAAACAGAUGUGAAAAAAACCCUAUGGCUUUAAUGCUGUUGUGGCUUUGAAAGCCAGAGAAAGCAUGUAUGGUAUGGUAUGGUAAGCAUAUUAUGGUUUUAGUUCUGUUACACUCUGGAUAUCCUUUGCACAUGUAGGUGCAAACUAUAGGUUUUUAAAAAUGUCCACUUUAAAGAGGUCUUUUUAAUAUUUCAGUUUUUGGCACCAAUAGUGGGUUUUGUGUGGACAUUAGCUGCAAACGGUUCAGAAACUCUCCAUUUUGCAAAAUAUAUGGGGUAGUUUUGCAAGGCCUCAUUUUCCUGUUUCCUUUCAGCUUCAAAGGAUAGUUUCUAUGUACAGUUGUUGUUAUGCAGCAGUUAUUUGAAUUAUCUGGUAAAGAUUUUUUAAAUGCUUUAAAAUGACAGAAAAAUGCAUUUGAACUGUAUAUGCAAUGCAGCAUCACACAUGCUUUGUCACAUACUCAUUAAAAAGCCAGUCAAAGUGGGAGUUGUUUAAACCACUAUAGAGCCCUGAAUCUGAAAUAUAGCUCUGUAUUUAGGACUUCAGAUCAGCACAAAGAAGACUUUAUGAAGAUAUAUUUGUCCUCACUCAACCUGGAGGGAAGCAACAUGAGAAGUUCUCUACCUCCAGGUGGCUAGGGUCUGAUAUAUCAGUUUAACUUGCUACCAGCUUUUCAGAUCUCCUGGGCUACCGGGAUAAUAGGGCUUUUUGGCCUAAAGCAGUUUUAGGAGAGUUUGUUUUAUAGUGUCAAGACAGUUGAUAAACUGAGACACUAGUUCCUUCAAACCUUCACCAUUAUAGGCUCAAGCAUUUGUAUACCGAGCCUUAAACCUAUGAUAGCAUAUUUUCCAAAGCAAAAACAUGUUAUAAAAACCACAGGCUCAAUUCUAGGUGUGAAAUGAUGAAAAAUAUUACUACUACUACUGCUAAUAUUAGCUUUUAAUUUUAAUCUUGGUACCAUGAGAUGACAUCAAAUAGAAAACAUCAACUAGAUUACAUCCGAUUGAUAACUGUUAUGAUUGAUAACUGAUAAACUGAUAACUGAUAAAUUUGAACACACUCAUCACGAAUGAACACACUGAUCAUUUUAGAAUAUUUACAUACAGUUAUUUCCCCACUAAGUAGCAAAAGUGCACUUUACUUGAGUGUUGCUUCUGUCUACCUUGGUAAACAAGUCUUAAGUAUGUGCUUAUUAACUGUCAAUUGUGCCUAACACAAAUUGACAAGUUAGAACAGAAUAGAAAUAACCUUUUUUUUCCUCAACUCAGGUGUACCAGCACUAAAAUGAGAGGCAAGUUGUUCAGAUUCAAAUUACACGCAGAUUCAGAGAAGUUUAAACGUUUAAAAACAGAAAGCAAGAAUGAGAGACAGUACAGUAAGGGCAAAUUUACUGCAUAAGAAAAAAAUAGCAUAUUGAGAGUCCAAGAAAUGUGCAACUGGAUAUAUAUAUUAUAAAAAUGUACAUGUGCAUGUAUAUUUGUGCAUAAAAAAGAGCAACUGACUAAAAGAAAUGGACAAACUGUGCAAAUAACAGCAGAUAUGUAAACACAUUGUGUUUGUUGGCAGUGGUGAUGACUAUAAAGUCUAACAGCCACUGGGAGGAAGGAUCUGUGGUAAUGCCUUUUUAUGCUCCAAGAAUGCAGCAGUCUGUCAUUGAAGGAGCUCUCCUUCAUUGAUUUGGCAAACUGAAUAAAAUCUGCUUAGAAAUGUUCUCCGACCUAAAUGCUCUAUGCUUUUUCUUUAACAGCUAUAAUUUUGCAUAGGAACAUUUGAUAAAAUCUUGAUUUUAUUGUAAACAAAUAUGAUUUGAUAUUUUGAAUAUAUCACCCACCCUACAUGACCAAAUCACUUCCCUUCUCUGUCCAAAACUUUCAAUAGAAUUAAAUAACUUUCAAUAGAAUUGCAGUCACAGUCCAGUCAAAACAACCAUGAAAAUAUUUUUGAUUUCAUGUCUCAGAUUUCGGACUGUACAGUCAUCUUUAAAUUUUUUUUCUGUUUUGCGUAUUUGAAUAAAAGACCAUGUGAAUGCAUGUGCAGUGCAGAUGUAUGUGAUUUUGUGUUCCGAUGUCCACUUGUGGUCCACGCCUGCGCCUAAAUGUGACUGUCUGGUGAACGUUCAGCAUGCUCCUGUGCACAAGGCUCAGUUUCUAAAUAUUGUUCUUGCAUGUGGUUGCGGUAGACAUUUGACAAAUCCAAAUUCAGGCUUUGUUCUUCUUUGCCUUGGAGCCCUGGUUUUAGUAAUUUAGAGAGAGUGGUACAGGUAGUUUUUUUGUUUAGUUUUAAAAACUUUUUAGCUUCUAAAAACACUGCCUAGGAUUCUUCUGUUUAUGUUAAUUGCAUUAGUGUCUUUUUUUAAGGUUAUUUUUAGGUUUUUUAACCUGAAAUUUUAAUUGGGUGUAAAAUUGUUGUGGUAAUAAUUCACUUGUUCACUGAAAACCAUGGCUCCGUUUGACAGAACUAUGUAGCAAACAGUCUGAUGCAAAGACUGACUCCCUUCACACCUUUCUCAGAUAUCUACAGUAUAAAAUGCUCACUUCCCGUAUACACUCUGAAAACUGCUGCGUUUAAAAACAGCUCAGUGGAAGGAAUUUUGCUCAUCAUCCACCAUAAUCUGGGUGGGUUUGUAGGUUUUACCUAGCAUACUGGGUUAAGCUUGUAGACACGUAAAACAUUGUGGUAGUGAAUGGAAGUAGCUGAAAAUCUCACUUUUCGGAGCAUGAUCAGUUUAUGUUUUACCUUUGAAGAUUUAACUGCUAACUGUUACAGUUAAGUAGCUAUCACAGCAUUAUGUUGAGGACAUUGAUUUGCAUGGUUAGUUUUCCCAAAGCAUGUUGUUUGACUCUAAAUGUCACUUCAAGCUAAUGCUACAUAUGUGGUGGUAAGAAGGGAACUCCUGAUACAUUAUCUGUUAUUCAUUUGGCUCAGACACUAAGAAAGAAUUAGUCAGCUGCAGCUAAUAAUCAUGGGUAAACACGUCAGUGGGAAGUAUGGAGAGAGCAGUUGCUGAUUUCAUCUACACAAUCCAGUUCUUUGGUUCAAGAGUGAAUGUUGCACAUAGCUUGCACUAGCUUGUGCUAACUACUAAGCAGGUAAAAGGUGAAUAUUAACUUAGGUGAACAAACUUGUUCUCUAGUGAACAAAAGUCCUUAACACAAACCACUGACACUGAAAUUUUACAUUCUAGUUCUUAUUUCAUCCAGUUGAAUGAUUUCAGUAAAGUCGGAUCAGUACUUUGUGUAGUUCAGAAUUUCCAAUAAAUACAACAAACUGGCCAACUAGUUUUUUGACCCGCUUGGUUAAACUACCCAACUUCUACCUAACAGCAUAAAUCCAGCCUUUGGGUUAAAUAAAUAACUCAGCAGUUUUUUGUGUGCAUCUAUCCUCUCAACCACAACCAAGCCAGAGAACAUUUUUUUUCUCACUUUUCAUUUACCGAAAGCUAGUUUCUUAAUCUACAGUAGAGCUGACUUCUUUGUUAUUAUCAGCUUAUAAACUAUUUUACAACAAGGACAUAAUUUCUUUUAUAAGAGAAUCAGAAAACAAAAAUGCAAUGUUGGUUUUAUUCACCAGCUAUUAUUUGCUGAUGUUUUAUCAAAAUUAUAAAUUAUUACUCCAGACUUCAGUGACUUUAUUAGAGUAAUUUGUCCUCCAUGCAGAUGUUCCAGAUGAAAGUACAGUGAUAAAGAAAGAGUGACUGAAAAAAAGAGUAUUUUUCUACAGCUGUUUCCCAUCUACAGGACCUCCUUGGAUGGGUGUGCUGAGCUGAACUAGGUGGGGUUAUUAGUCUGUACUUUAUGAGUGUUUCUUUAAUCAUAAGGAGGCCUGGUAUAAACUGCUAAAAUAUAUUUUUGAAUAAACUUAGUUUCUAGAAAGAUAGAGCUAAUUUGUAAGCGUUCCCUUGAAUGUUUUUGAGUUGGUUGUAGAUGUUCAUAGGAUUUAGAUGGUUUAGGAUGUUUAAAAUAGAAGAAAAUGUUGAAAUUAUUUUAUUACCAAUCUAUAAGAGCUAAACUACAAAGAAAUAAUCAAAAAUAUUGCCGCUGUUGCUUUUAAAGUCAGCUACUCUGUGUUUAUUUUGUGUUGGAGAAAGAAUGCCAUGUACAUGUUCUAUGUUUGGAGGCAAGUGUCCAGUCCAUGUGUGUUAGAGUUGUUGAGAUUGGCUUCCCUUGGAUUGACUAAAUAUUUUGUUGCUAUUCUGUGAAUUUGCCACAAACCUGUAUACUAUUGCUGUGUUGGUUUUUGAUAGUUUCUUUCAAAUGUGUGAUUACUUUUUCUCCUGGUUUGCACUGUUUUUUCUGAACUGUUAUUAUUGCUUCCAUGUAUCAAUGAAAAGUUAUUUAUUGCAAAAACUAAACAGAGGUUUGUUAAUUUAUUAACAUAUGCAAUAAAUGGAGACAUACAGUCACAGAAUGAAAAACACACCCUCUUUAAGUACUAGUGAUUCACAUACAGUUGAAAACCAGAUGGUUGCAUGCAUUAUUUAAAAAGGCAUGUUUUUAGUUAUCACUGUCUGAUGUUAAUUCAGACUAAACAUUUCCUGUCCAAGGUCAGGUAGGAUUAAAGUUUUUGCAAAGUUUC
Girardinichthys multiradiatus is the source of this 11564-nucleotide messenger RNA. RefSeq names its product solute carrier family 7 member 14a (gene slc7a14a). Lineage: Eukaryota; Metazoa; Chordata; Actinopteri; Cyprinodontiformes; Goodeidae. Gene Ontology annotation, molecular function: amino acid transmembrane transporter activity. Bases 1014 to 3311 code for a protein of 765 amino acids. The transcript has 10 exons. Gene Ontology annotation, cellular component: plasma membrane. Gene Ontology annotation, biological process: amino acid transport; transmembrane transport. The record is from RefSeq and is a predicted model, not a curated record.